This is a messenger RNA of Macrosteles quadrilineatus (aster leafhopper), 2152 nucleotides long. It is a transcript of the gene Zwilch, whose product is annotated as protein zwilch homolog. The coding region runs from base 160 to 2043 and encodes 627 amino acids. The record is from RefSeq and is a predicted model, not a curated record. The transcript has 13 exons. Gene Ontology annotation, biological process: protein localization to kinetochore; mitotic spindle assembly checkpoint signaling. Gene Ontology annotation, cellular component: RZZ complex. NCBI's taxonomy places the organism in Eukaryota, Metazoa, Arthropoda, Insecta, Hemiptera, Cicadellidae.
AAGCGGUUUUGUUUUGUUGUUUCGUUGUUUGAGUUUGAAUUAAUUCCUCAAUCACUCUUCUAAAGAUUUAAAUUGUAAUAUCAACGCUCUAAAGACACAAACUUACUCAUAUUCUUCAACACAACAAUUAGGCCACUACAAUCCUCAGAAUAAUCUACAAUGAUGAAUCUAGAUGAAGGCUGUACAAUCCUUAGUCAGGCUUUCCCUGACACCAUUGUAAAAGUUACAAAACCUCCAGUUUACAUAUCCAGUUUGCUGAUUUCACAUCAAGAGGAUCCAAUCAUACUGGUUUACAAAGAGGGUCAACCACUCAACAUUGAUCACAAAAAUGGUUUCUCCGUGACCGACAUAAGUGGAUUGGAUAACAGUUUACAUGACUUGUCAUUGACUGGCCAGCCAUUGGAGUGUCCGUUCGGCAAUGAUGAUGAUCUGGACGACACUGUAACGAUGGACCCUGUAGUCCUUACUGAGGAGAGUUUCCACGCCCCUUUGUCUAUGAAAGAAGCCAGGAAAGUGUUAUCUACAGUAACUAUGAAGAUGGGUCCCUUGCCAGCACCAGUGUGGGUUUUAUGCGAUACGUCAGAUGCUCUCAAACAUUUUCUUCUCUCGACUGUCGUCGAGUCGUCUCAUUGGAGAACCAUUUCUUGGGCCACAGCACACUCACUUCAAACGGAGAAGAUCGCUAUUAAGGAGAUGUUAGACAAAUUUGAGGAAACUUUCAAGAUAACUUCUGGUUACAAGCAAACCUCAGAAGUAUGUUGUGUAUUCAAAAUAGACUACCCAGGAAUACCAAAACACUCCAAGUGUUAUCUUGAAGCGAAAUGGAAGAAGCCGUCGUAUGAGGUCCCUGUAAAUCAAGCGGAUACAACUUUAAUAGUGGAUUGCAGCGUAGGCCAGGCCGAGUCGCAGAUAUCUCGGUGGUGGGAUCAGCUGAUCCAUCUACACAAGUACAUAGAGAUGAUCAAAGAAUGGAAACAAAGUCAGGUGGUCCAAGUCACGUACCAGCGCGAUGGCAUGAAGCUGCCGAGUUUCAACAGUAGCACAGAAGAAGCCGGGAAGAGAGAGGCGUUGUCAGAGCGGCUGACCGAGUUACUUCAGAGUUCUGACAGUAUGUCAGUCUGCAGACAGCUGGAUAAUCAUGUCAACCUGACAUCAGUACUCAACUCUACCAUUCAUGAGCUGCUCACUGACAAGCAGAAGGGCCAGGACUUUACGGACCGACUUUGGAGUCUGCUCAUCGAAGCGGAAACCUACCAGGAGUUGAAAGAAAGUUUUCGUCUUGUGAUCAGAGAAGUGAGGAAGCAGUCUAUCAAACCAUAUAUAUUUGCCAAGAACCGCACACGGUUAGCCAGCCUGCUUCGCAACAUCAAGUCGAGCAGUUCAGACGUAGAGUUUAUGAUGGAACCUCUGGAACUGUUGGUAGAGAUGGGACUAGAGAAACUCAAACGAGACUACAUGUUUAUGUUCUUAGCAUCAAACAUCACAAACAUGCAAAACCUGUCUGCCCCCGAUCUUCCAAGUUUCAGUGAGGUACCCAGUCAUGAGUGGCAGUCGGCAGUAGACACCUGGCUCACCUGGCUGUCACAGCUGCACACAGUGUUGGAGUUGGUCUCCGUCAUACAUACCACCAUGGACGUUCCCAUCAUCAUGCAGUUCACUGGCCUCGCUCUGUCCAAGUUCGUCAGUCCCAACUCUCUGGUCCAGUCGUUUACCCACCUGGUCAACAACAGGUCGUACCAGAUGAGGGCCCCUGUUAUUACCAAAGAGGUUAAAACAUUUAUUGAAGGAGACAAGAUUUUCUACAAAUGGAUGCUUAAGCUGACCGCUGAGUCCAAAUUUCGACGAGCGUCUUCAACUUAUGUGCUUCUUGAACAGUCGCCUUUGCCUCAACAAAUCUCUUUGAUUGUCCAGGAGAAAUCAUUAAAUGAAACUGACAUCCUGUCAGAAACUGCUGGGCUGAUAAGUGCAACAGAGAUCCAAGAGAUUCAGGACAAGUACACGUACAUAGAACUUUCCUCGAUAUCUGACAAAAUCAUGUGUUGAUCUUGUGUUGUCUGCGGAUUUCAGCCAACCGGUGAUUGUAAAUAUGUGUUAACUGGACAAUUGUAUAAAAACUAGUGUAUACUUAUAAAUAUGAAUUUUUUGUAAGUUA